Messenger RNA from Lobosporangium transversale, 542 nucleotides. RefSeq lists its product as hypothetical. The transcript has 3 exons. The record is from RefSeq and is a predicted model, not a curated record. Lineage: Eukaryota; Fungi; Mortierellomycota; Mortierellomycetes; Mortierellales; Mortierellaceae. Gene Ontology annotation, biological process: purine nucleobase metabolic process. Gene Ontology annotation, molecular function: hydroxyisourate hydrolase activity. Bases 35 to 397 code for a protein of 120 amino acids.
CAUUCUUCAACUUUUUUUUUUUUUUUUGUUCAUCAUGGCAGCUCGUAGCCCCAUUACAUGUCAUGUGCUUGACUCAUCCUGUGGCAAGCCUGGUCGCAAUGUGCCUGUCAAGCUCGAGAUGCUUAACACAGGUGCUCUCUGGCAAGGUCUUGCUGAAGGUGUUACUGAUUCGGAUGGACGCGUCAGCACACUUUUGAAUCCUUCACACCAGCUCGUCGCUGGUAUCUAUAGGAUGACUUUCCAGACUGCGGAGUACUGGCCUUCUGUCGGUGUUUCCAGCUACUUCCAUCCUUAUGUUCAGAUCAUCUUUGAGAUUGCGCCUGGUGCAGAGAAGCAGCACUAUCACAUCCCCUUGCUUCUCAGUCCUUACUCUUACACCACCUAUCGCGGAUCAUAAGAAAACUUAGGAUAUUGAAGCCUAUUGACACACAUCAAUCAUUAAUAAAGAAGAUUUGCAUUGAAAACAUUUAUUUUUAUUUUGGCCAUCUGUCGCUAAAAGCAAUCUCAAUGCGAGUACGAGGGAGGUAUCAAGAUGUUCCAGC